AUGGCAGAGCCUCUGUACACCACACUUUUCCCCAACUGCAAGCCAUACUCACUUCUUGGAAGUGAGAGCCCCCGAUUUCUGCUCCUCAGCAAUGACAUGAAGUGUUGUUGCAAAUUGCUUAUUUUACAAGACGUGUUGCACAACACACAAGAGGAGGAUUACCUGAACCUCAAGCUUAAACCCACACAUCGUCGAAGUCCUCCCAGACAUGACCAAACUCCUGAGACUGCCUCCUCGGCGCUGCGAGAUUGGGGAGAUACAAUCUCCACGGUUCUGCUGCAGCAGGAGCCCCGAAUGCUGCUCCAGCUAGGAGCCGAGGAGGAAAUCACUCCCCGCCACCCAUUCUCGCCUCCUCCCCGAACAUGCCGCUUGAACGAGAGAGCUCUUUCUGCCUCUCCUAUUGGACCUUGCGGCUCCCCGCGGCUGUUGCGCGACCCCAUGCCCCGGUGUCAGACGCCGCCGCAUGCCCAUCCAUGCCGCCGCAUGCCCAUCCUGCCUAUCCCUCCCGCCCAUCCCGCCGCCCAUGCUCGCCCCUCGCCUCACCCCGCGCCAGGAGGGGAGGCAGGUGAGGGCGGCCGCCCGCCCGCCCGCGCGGCGUUGCGCAUGCGCAGCGCGCUCCCAGGCAUGCUCACUGCCGGGGGCGGGGGGAGCGGGACGCGGUGUGGCGGCGCUGCCCGGCUGCCCUCGGCUCCCCUCGGCUCCCCGCGGCUCCCCGCGCUCGCCUGUUCUCGGCUCGCACCAUGCGGCGGCGGGCGGCCGCCUGCCUCCGGGCGCUCUGCCUCCUGCUCCACCUCCGCGCCGCAGGUGAGCGGGGGCGGCUGCGGCCGGACGGCGGGGCGGGCGGGACGGCGGUGGGGACCCGCUUGCGCCCGGCGGCACCUGUUGUGGCGGGAGGCGGCGGCUGCCCGGGUCCGGCGGCGGCUGCCCGGGUCCGGCGGCGGCUGCCCGGGUCCGGACCCCGCCAGCCCCGGAGGCGGCGGGAGCGCCCGUCAGCACCGCGGACAGCGGCGGCCCCGGGCGGGCGAGCCCCGCGCUGCGCGCCCCGCGGAGCGGCCGCGCUUCGGCCCCGGAUCGUGUCGCCACUUGUAUGUGCUCGUGGCAGCGGUGUUUUUAGAAAGGGAAAUUUCAGCUGCGACAGCAGCAGGCAUUUCGGCUGUUAGCGGUGCUAAUAAAUCCUCUCUCUGCUUUGCUGGCAAAACGUGUGCCUCAUUCAGAAAUGCAGUGAGCGAUGAGCGCCCUAGCUGCUUUUCUGGAGACAGUGAUCACUUUUUGGCAAUUCAUCAGCGAAAGAGUGGAAAACCUGUGUUUAUUUAUCACCAUGUGGAGAGUGUGGAGAAAAGUCUGGAUACAGACAGCUAUAAGGAUUCCAAACAAAAUUUCCAUUCUGCUUCCCACACCAAAAUAAGCAAGUUGCACCCUGCAAUAAUUCUUAAAUCAGCUUUCCCCAGGUCUGUUUAUGACCCAUCCCUCAAUCUCUUAGCAAUGACUGGUCAAGAUCUGGAAGUAGAGAAUCUUCCCAUUCCUACAAGAAAUGUGAUUAUUGUGACAUUACAAAUGGAUGUAAACAAGCUGAAUAUCACACUGCUUCGGCUAUUUCGCCAAGGAGUGGCAGCAGCACUGGGACUGUUACCUCAGCAGGUUCAUAUCAACAGACUCAUUGCAAAGAAAAACUGUGUGGAACUGUUUGUGUCUCCACUGAACAGUAAGCCAGGAAUUUCUGAGGCACUCCCAUCUGAAGAAGUGCUGCGUUCCCUUAAUAUCAACAUUUUGCAUCAGAGUUUAUCCCAGUUUGGAAUAACAGAGGUCUCCCCUGAGAAAAAUGUUUUGCAAGGCCAGCAUGAAGCAGACAAAAUCUGGAGCAAAGAAGGAUUUUAUGCAGUUGUCAUAUUUCUCAGCAUCUUUGUCAUUCUAGUGACUUGUUUAAUGGUUCUGUACAGAUUAAAGGAGAAGAUCCAGUUGUCACUAAGGCAAGAGAAGGAAAAGAAGCAGGAGAUCCACCUCUCACCACUUCCCCUGCAGACAUCUCAGACUGAGUAUAAGACCACCAACAGCAUGGUGCAGCCUCAACAGGCUCCAAAGGUUAUCAAUGUUGUAGUGGACCCUCAAGGCCAAUGUGUUCCUGAACUCAAACCUCCCCUGUGUGCCAGUCCAUCUCCUUUCAGAAUGAAACCUGUGGGACUCCAGGAAAGACGAGGAUCCAAUGUCUCACUGACUUUGGAUAUGAGCAGCUUGGGAAGUGUUGAACCUUUCGUCACUGUGCCAACCCCGCGAGAAAAAGUAGCGAUGGAAUACCUGCAGUCAGCUGGCCGCGUCCUGACACGGCAGCAGCUUCGAGACACAGUUGCAUGUUCUCAUUUACUUCAAACAGAAUUCAUGGAAAUACCAAUGAAUUUUGUGGAUCCCAAAGAAAUUGACAUCCCGAGUCAUGGAACUAAAAACCGCUAUAAAACAAUUUUGCCAAAUCCUCUAAGCAGAGUGUAUUUGAAACCAAAAAAUCCAUCUGACUCCUUGAGUACCUACAUAAAUGCUAACUACAUUAGGGGAUAUGGAGGUAAAGAGAAGGCUUUCAUUGCAACUCAGGGACCCAUGAUUAAUACCGUGAAUGAUUUCUGGCAGAUGGUUUGGCAAGAAGACAGCCCUGUCAUUGUUAUGAUCACGAAGCUGAAAGAAAAAAAUGAGAAAUGUGUGCUGUAUUGGCCAGAAAAAAGAGGAAUCUAUGGGAAGGUUGAAGUUCUUGUCAACAGUGUGCAAGAGUGCAAAAACUACACUGUCCGUCAGCUUACCGUAAAGCAAGGGAAUCAGUCCCACAGUGUGAAGCACUACUGGUACACAUCCUGGCCGGACCACAAAACCCCUGACAGCGCUCAGCCUCUCCUGCAGCUCAUGCUGGAUGUGGAAGAGGACAGGGCAGAAUCACCGGGCAGAGGGCCUGUCAUUGUGCACUGCAGCGCUGGUAUAGGAAGAACUGGAUGUUUUAUUGCCACAGCCAUUGGUUGUCAGCAGUUAAAGGAAGAGGGAGUUGUAGAUGCAUUGAGCAUUGUCUGCCAGCUACGAGUGGAUCGGGGUGGAAUGGUUCAGACCAGCGAGCAGUAUGAAUUUGUGCACCAUGCACUGAGUCUGUAUGAAAGCAGACUUUCUGCAGAAGCUGUCCAGUGAAGCUGAGGAGGGUAAAACUGAAUGUCAGUCUCUUGAGGUAAUUUAUUUCAUUACCUACCAGCAGCUUCUUCAAGAAGUUUACUGCAGUGAGAAAGACGGCUUUGAGGCCAACUUCUGAAAGGAUUGUGGACGGUUUGGCAAAAGUACAGAGAUUGCUGGACCCUUACUAUAUAUGAAUGUAUUGUGAGCUUCCCAAAAAUGAUUUAUAAAGAAGGUACUGUACUGAAACUGCACAUGGAUUUUGUGUAUGUAUCUAAAGGUGGGUUUAAUUCUGUAAUGCUGAUAUCUGCCAUAUGGAAUGUAUGUGUGUGCUACUGCUGCAGUCAGAUGGACAUUGGGACUUCUACAGAAGAAAUGUUUAACAAGUGUAUAAAAGCUUUGACGUUUGCAAACUGUCUUGUGAAUGGACUGUCAACUGUACUGUAAAGUGCUAUUACUGAUUAUGUGGUGAGCUUGUUUCUUGGCCACAUAACAUUCUUGCUGCUAAAAUUGCAAGUGUUCAACUAUGGAUUAAAAAUAAAAAGGAGAUAAAAAAAUUAAAAAUCUUGUUUUUGAAAAUAUUCAAAAGCAGUUAAUAUUUUAUAUGGAAAUAUAUGUUCUUCAUACUAUUAACUAUUAAAUGUGUAUUUACUGUAGGUCUUACAGAGCAGUUACAGAGCACAAUGUCUAUUAUUCAGUGUGUAUGUAUUUACCCUGUACUGUUGAUUGUCUUAGAAAAUGCUUCUUCUACAGACCUGAAUCCAGUGUAUUUGUAAAUUGUGUAAGUCAUUCUACUUUUAAAAGAAACUUUGUAGCAUAUAUUAAAUGGUAAGGAUUUUAACUAUUUGUCUGUCUUUUAUUAUUACAGAAAUUUUUGCAUAUGUUGUUUAUCUGCUCUAUUUCUUUCAGUAAGAGAUAGAUGCUUUUAGUGAUACUGACUCUUCCAUGACAGGUUAUACAAGAAAGAAAAUGCUGCUAUGACUGUUUCCUUUAUUGUUCAGUAAAAGUUUGUUUUUAAGAGAUAUGCGAAGUUGGCAUUUUUGGCUUACAGCACUGGGAGGUCUGUUUACAGGGUAUAAUGAGUUUUUAAUGCAGUGAUGUUGACUUUGCUUCAUACUGCUAAUAAAUUACCCUUAAUAUAAA
Poecile atricapillus (Black-capped chickadee) is the source of this 4278-nucleotide messenger RNA. RefSeq names its product receptor-type tyrosine-protein phosphatase R-like. Lineage: Eukaryota; Metazoa; Chordata; Aves; Passeriformes; Paridae. The coding region runs from base 1 to 3156 and encodes 1051 amino acids. Gene Ontology annotation, biological process: protein dephosphorylation. The record is from RefSeq and is a predicted model, not a curated record. Gene Ontology annotation, molecular function: protein tyrosine phosphatase activity. The transcript has 16 exons.